Molecule: messenger RNA, 1660 nt
Organism: Lytechinus pictus (painted urchin)
Lineage: Eukaryota; Metazoa; Echinodermata; Echinoidea; Temnopleuroida; Toxopneustidae
Product: P-selectin-like
Exons: 8
Coding region: 1-1233 (410 amino acids)
Source: RefSeq, a predicted model, not a curated record
AUGGAGGAUCACUGGGCCCUUAUUGGUUUUAUAACCAUGAUCCUGGCAGUUACCUCUCAGAGCUACAUAUUUAUAACAGCACCCCACGAGAGUGUGUGUUUCAGUAACGGACAAUCGUCUAACUGCAAUGCAUCUCCUCCGUCCUUCGACGUUCCAAAGCUUUCAUACGGUGUUGUAGGCCAAAAUGUAACGUGCAACGUAUCAGGGAUAGAAGUACCCUUACUUUCUUCCUGUGAAAAUGGAGUUCCAGCAAACUACAGUCAAGAAUGCAACUUUUCUUGUCAAACUAGUCAUAAGCUAACUGGGCCAUCAUCUGUGGUCUGCACAAGCACUGGACAUUUCUCGGAACCAUUUCCCGAAUGCGAGAUUGUAACAUGCAACGUAUCAUCGAUAGAAGACCCCUUACUUUCAUCGUGUGAAAAUGGAUUUCCAGUAAACUACAGUCAAGAAUGCACCUUUUCUUGUCAAACUGGUUAUGAACUGAGAGGGCCAUCAUCUGUUAACUGCACAAGCACCGGAUAUUUCUCUGAACCAUUUCCCGAAUGUCAGGACAUAUUUAUAACAGCACCCCACGAAAGUGUGUGUUUCAGUAACGGACAAUCGUGUAACUGCAAUGCAUCUCCCCCGCCCUUCUAUGUUCCAAAGCUUUCAUACGGUGUUGUAGGCCCAAAUGUAACGUGCAACGUAUCAGGGAUAGAAGUACCCUUACUUUCUUCCUGUGAAAAUGGAGUUCCAGCAAACUACAGUCAAGAAUGCAACUUUUCUUGUCAAACUAGUCAUAAGCUAACUGGGCCAUCAUCUGUGGUCUGCACACGCUCUGGACAUUUCUCGGAACCAUUUCCCGAAUGCGAGAUUGUAACAUGCAACGUAUCAUCGAUAGAAGACCCCUUACUUUCAUCGUGUGAAAAUGGAUUGCCAGUAAAUUACAGUCAAGAAUGCACCUUUUCUUGUCAAACUGGUUAUGAACUGAGAGGGCCAUCAUCUGUUAACUGCAAAAGCACCGGAUAUUUCUCUAAACCAUUUCCCGAAUGUCAGGACAUAUUUAUAACAGCACCCCACGAAAGUGUGUGUUUCAGUAACGGACAAUCGUGUAACUGCAAUGCAUCUCCCCCGCCCUUCUAUGUUCCAAAGCUUUCAUAUGGUGGUAAGUUUUUAAUAUAUAGUAUUAAUUGUACUCGAUUACAUAGCGCCUAUUAUCAUGUCUCUAAGCGCUCUACAAUAAAUGGAGCAUAAUAAACCCUGUUUAAGCAGAGGUAAACUGUUCCGCGCUCAAGCGUUUCAAGGAAUAAACCGCUGCCAUGUACCCAUUAACAUUACCUAAAUUGAGUGCAGCACAAUGACCAUCAAUAUCUUGCUGAAGGAAAUAACGCCUUGGCUGGGAUUCGAAUGUACGACCCUCUAUUCCAAUGUCUGGAGACUAAUCCACUGGACCAAAACGCUCCACUCAGGAGUUUCUUGAUUGCACGUGCACCCUCCUGCUUUGGUAGAGGAGCUCCGACACUGGCAAGCAAAACGAAAUUUGUAACCCUUCUUCUGCUUUCAACAGCUGAUUUUUCAAACUUUAGUUCCACCUCCCCAAGAUGUGCACCGGCCAGUGGCGUAUCUAGCGGGAGACAAGGGGAGCACGUGCCCCAGGCGCCACUGUCAGGGGAAGCAAAGG